This is a messenger RNA of Frieseomelitta varia, 1462 nucleotides long. RefSeq names its product neuronal acetylcholine receptor subunit alpha-3-like (gene nAChRa9). The transcript is spliced from 7 exons. Bases 61 to 1380 code for a protein of 439 amino acids. Gene Ontology annotation, cellular component: synapse; neuron projection; membrane. Gene Ontology annotation, molecular function: transmembrane signaling receptor activity; neurotransmitter receptor activity; extracellular ligand-gated monoatomic ion channel activity. The record is from RefSeq and is a predicted model, not a curated record. Gene Ontology annotation, biological process: regulation of membrane potential; monoatomic ion transmembrane transport; signal transduction. Lineage: Eukaryota; Metazoa; Arthropoda; Insecta; Hymenoptera; Apidae.
UUUCGCCGCGAACGAGAAGUUGUUCAGUCGACUAGUGGCUGUUGGCUCAUUUCAAUCAAAAUGAGGAUACUAACGGUGCUCGGAUGUUUCCUUCUUUUUGGCCAUGAUUCGGAAAGUACGCUGCAAAUUCAUAAUGCUCUCUCAGCAACUACUUUCAUGGAGGAAGUCGAUCUUGCGUUCAACUGCAAAACUUACACCACGUCGCCGAUGCUGAGGUUGAAGAGGUUCCUUUUCUGCGAGUACGAUCACACCGUUCGACCGACUCUCUCUCAUCAAAUCGCCAACAACGUCACCAUGCAAUUGCUGCCGAAAUUAUUGGAAUUCGAUGAUUGGAACGGCAGAAUGACGUUGCACAGUUGGAUGACACUCGUAUGGAACGACGCCCAUUUAACUUGGAAACCCAGCGACUACGACGGAGUCAAUUUCAUUCAUAUAAGAAGCGACGAGAUUUGGGUUCCUGAUCUCUCCGUUUAUAAUUCCGGCGAUAUGACGUUCGAUCAGACCGGCAUACCGCCGACAACGUGUUUGAUCUUCAGCACAGGAUCGGUUAGCUGCGUGCCAUCGGUGAAACACGUUGCUAAAUGCUCCACAGACUUUUCUUCGUGGCCCUAUGACACGCAUCGGUGUCGGAUUAUUUUUGGUUCGUGGUCACAUUCCGGGGAGGAAGUGAAUUUUCAUCUGGACAAGAAAGGGUUCCAAAUGGACGGAUUCACGAACAACACCGAAUGGGAUUUCAAAGUGGUGAACGUGUACAAAGUGCUAAAGAAGUACAAAUGCUGCCCGAACGAUACUUACCCGAUGAUCGUGUACGAGUUCACUAUAAGUCGACAUUAUGGUAUAAUGCACACUACGUACAUAACACCUGCAAUAGCAAUGAUGUUGCUCACGCUAAUUGUACUUUGGUUGGACUCGAGAUCGACUGAGAGAAUGGCCAUCGCCGGUGUGAACUUGAUCUGCCAUAUGAUAUGCAUAUUCGAUUUACACUGGCAAUUACCUCACAAUGGUAUCAAUCCUCCUAAUAUACUACUCUACUACCGAGAUUCGCUGGCUAUAGCCGUGUUCGCCUUGGUUCUCACCGCUGUCCUACGCAAGAUGCAAGAGAUGAGUAUCGAAGUGCCAUAUUGGAUCUCGACGACCACGUCGUUCAUCUUAAGUAACAGGGCUGGACGUUUUCUCAUUCUGACCGACGACGAUUCCAAAUCGUCCAGCAGGGGAAUAUUGGGCGGAGAGGGCGAGGAUAAUUCGGACUUGCCAAAGUCAGCGACCGAGCCGAGGGAAUCGUCGUGGAGACAUUUUGCGGCCAUCAUCGAAUGGCUCUCCUUCUUCGUCGUUAUUUUCACCUACGUCAUCAUUUUAAUCACUCUUGUACCAUCCACGUGAAAAGUCGUACCCCGUCUUAUCUUUCAUUCAGAUAUCAACUGUAGAUUCUCAUUUAUACAAUAAACGAUCAUUUAUGACCAUA